Molecule: messenger RNA, 1157 nt
Organism: Eruca vesicaria subsp. sativa (arugula)
Lineage: Eukaryota; Viridiplantae; Streptophyta; Magnoliopsida; Brassicales; Brassicaceae
Source: the annotation of a GenBank genome assembly
CAGAGAAUCUCUCCUUCCUUCAAUUGUCUCUCUCUGUGAUUAGACACAAAUCAAAAGCAACAGGCUUUAAGAUAAAAUGGCCAUGUCUCAUCUCUUUCUUUCUUCUCCUCGGCCUUCAUUGGCUCCGCGACUCCACUCACCAACCCAGUUGUACUCUAACAACAAUAAAAAUCUCAAGGGUGCGAGUGAAGCUAAAGCAUCAAAGAGAUUUCUGUGCCGCUCGAUUCACAUGGAAUCUGAUCAUUCAGGGGAUUCAAGGAGGCUUACUUUCGAUACCCUUUUGAGAAAAGCAAAAGAUGUUUGGAAUGAUUCUCCACAACCGGUCAAGGAGUUCCCUUGGAACAGAGCGUUUGAGAACUUCAUACAGCUGGUUCUUGAUCUCGCCAUAUCAGUCGUUAAGUUCUUGUUUGUUCCCGUGUUGGCGGUUUCUUCUGUUAGCGAGAUGUCUUAUUGUGCACAUGAGAGGAGACUUGCUUUAGUCCCAUUCCCAUUAGUCAUCGGUAUUGUUGUUGGAGGUAUUCUACAAGGAACCGCUUUGAACAUCUCUCCUCGUCUUAAGGAAGCGGAAGUACCGUGGCAUUUGAUAGCUAUGAUGUUGUUCUUCACUCUGAUUAAGCUUCCUGGACCUUACUAUCCCUAUUUGGGGCGCUUGUUUGUUCCGCAUUUUGCCAAUGGAGUAUUGGUUAGAGCACUUUGGUCCAUGUUCUUUUGGUAUAAGAAGACUAGAAACACAUCAGGGAAUCCUCUGCAGAAUCACAGUUUGGAGACAAAAUGAGCAUCUUUUUAUUCUUGAGGUGGCAAGUGGCAAGUGGCAAGUGGGUCACUUGGAUUGGUUAUGGGGAUUAUGUGGAACCUCACGGAUUAGGAGCUUUCUUCUUCUUUACCUCCUCAAUCUCAGAGACAUGGAGGUAUACGAAAAUAUGAGUAAAAUAUAUAUUGUAGGCCCUAGAGAUGAUUAGUUAUGUUUUCUUCUCUUUAGUUUUUAUUGACAAUAUUACAUGUGAAAAUUGUACUCUUCUUUGGGAUGCAUUUGUAUCUUUGAGAUGGAAAAAAACGAGGAGGGAUGACUCAUGUUUUAUUCGUAGAGGAUGUUUUUGGGUUAAUACCGAGUACAAACUGUUUAGAAACACAAGAAAUAAUGAGAUUUACGAUUUGCG